This is a messenger RNA of Sinocyclocheilus rhinocerous, 22573 nucleotides long. RefSeq names its product dystonin-like. Gene Ontology annotation, cellular component: cytoskeleton; hemidesmosome; membrane. The transcript has 96 exons. Gene Ontology annotation, biological process: hemidesmosome assembly; intermediate filament cytoskeleton organization; wound healing. The record is from RefSeq and is a predicted model, not a curated record. Gene Ontology annotation, molecular function: calcium ion binding; microtubule binding; structural molecule activity. NCBI's taxonomy places the organism in Eukaryota, Metazoa, Chordata, Actinopteri, Cypriniformes, Cyprinidae. Bases 244 to 21834 code for a protein of 7196 amino acids.
UUUGUUUGGAGUGUCUCGGUCCUCUGCCGAGUCUCAAGAGGCGUUCACAUCAUCCGCUCCACUCUGGAUAUUUGGACUACGGCUGAUUUGUCUGACAUCACCUCUAACUGAAACACUUGCCGGGGAAAAGAUGGCUGUUAUUUCCUGGGAUAAGAAACUCUUGAACUUGCUGAACUUGUUUACAGCUGGCAGGAAAAAGUGAAACUUUCUUGAUGGGCAGCCUUGUUAGUAUGACCAAGCGCCAUGGGUAAUAUGUGUGGAUGUGUGAGGGGCUCUAAGGAGGAGUGUUAUGUUGAUCCCACGAAAGCCCCAAUCAGCCCUGCACAAAAGGAGCUCAGUGGACGCCGAUACUUUCAAAGGAGGAAGAAGAGGAAAUCCGCAGAGUUCAGUGCUACUGACUCAUUGAGAAGCCAUGGGGCUGAGAGCUGUAGGAGUGAUGACCUGGAGGAUGUCACAUCCGGUAGGAAUUCCCUCAAUCGGGUUGAUGCAUUGAACUCGAAGCAAGACGAGGUUCCAAGGCCCAGGGAGCCCAGUAUCAGCCAUGGGGUCUAUGUUGGAGAAGUCCCAGUUCCCCGAGGUAAAAGCGGUAAAAGACCAGGUGUUCAUCAGAUGGAUAAGGACAAAAGCAGGCCCACUGCAGAGCAUAAUCUACGUGGGGUCACCAAGAGCUCCAGAAGCAUCGCCUCAAAGGAUGGCCUUUUUGAAAAGAAACUCUUGCGGAGGCAGUUGAGGAGGGCGGCGAGUUUUGGAGCGGUGGAACAUAUGCUCCAGACACUGAGAGGAAAAGGCUUUUCAAGGAGCAGUGUGGAUCAUCAGUUGGAAAACAUGGAGGAGUUCUCCAAAAUUAUAUGGGACACUCAAGUGCACAGGAAGCGGAGGAGGGCCCACACUUGCUCGGGAGGUUUAGUUUCCCAGGCUACGUUGGAUACUGUCCAACAAGAUCUUAAACAUGCUUCUACUGAACAGCAGGAGAUCUCGGACAUCCACGUGACAGGAGAGUCCGAGGACAUGACAGCCAAGGAGAGACUUCUGCUGUGGUCCAAGCAGAUGACCGAAGGCUAUGUAGGCGUCCGCUGUGACAACUUCACUACCUCGUGGAGGGAUGGACGACUGUUCAAUGCUAUUAUUCAUAAGUACAGGCCCGACCUGGUUGAUAUGAGCAAAGUAUCGACACAAAGUAGCAGAUCCAACUUAGAACAAGCGUUUGGUGUGGCCGAGCAGCUUGGUGUGGCCCGACUGCUGGACCCAGAGGAUGUGGAUUUGUCAUCUCCGGACGAGAAGUCUGUCAUUACUUAUGUAUCAACGUUAUACGACAUCUUCCCGAAAGUACCGGAGGGUAUGGAGGGCAUCAGUGCAAAUGAUGUGGACAUUAAAUGGGUGGAAUUCCAGAACAUGGUGAAGUACCUCAGCCAGUGGAUCAAACACAAUGUGACUGUUAUGUCAGACAGAAAUUUCCCCAGCAAUCCUGUGGAACUUAAGGCACUUUAUACACAGUAUCUACAGUUUAAAGAGAAUGAAAUACCACCGAAAGAAAACGAAAAGGCCAAAAUCAAGCAUCUCUACAAAAUGCUAGAGGUGUGGAUAGAGUUCGGUCGCAUCCAGCUUCCUCAAGGAUACCAUCCUAAUGACGUGGAGAAGGAAUGGGGCAAGCUGAUCGUGGCCAUGCUGGAGAGAGAGAAGAGCCUGAGGCCUGAAGUGGACAGACUUGAAAUGCUACAGCAGAUUGCAAACAGAGUUCAGCGAGACUGCGUAGCCGGAGAGGACAAAUUAGCGUUAGCGCGGACGGCUCUGCAGUCGGAUGCCAAACGGUUGGAAUCAGGAAUCCAGUUUCAGAAUGAAGCAGAGACCGCUGGUUACCUUCUGGAGUGUGAGAACUUAUUGAGGCAGCAAGUGCUGGAUAUCCAGCUUUUACUGGAUGGGAAAUUCUACUUGGCUGAUCAGCUCGUUCAAAGGGUAUCUAAGCUCCGUGAUGACCUGUUGGCUUUGAGGACAGAGUGUUCAACCGUCUACAGCAAAGGACGCACACUGACCUCAGAACAGACCAAGAUGAUGAUCUCUGGCAUCACGCAGAGUUUGAACUCAAACUUUUCCCCAAACUUCAGUGCCGGACUGUCUCCUGCGCUCACUCACGGAGGCCUGGUCACAUCGGGCGGCAGCCCUGCGAUGAGCCCAGCUAUGACACCCAGCAUGCAGCCUGCCGCGGUCCAGACUUACCUCAGCGGCAGAGGAGGAGGAGGAGGAGGAGGCAUGGAGCCCGGGGUUCUUCAGCAGCUCAAACACAUGCAGAUCCGCAAGCCCAUGCUCAAAUCCUCAUUCCUGGAUCCCAACUUGACCGAGGAUGAGGUUAAUGUGAAGUUUGUGCAGGAUCUGCUUAGCUGGGUUGAGGAAAUGCAGGUUCAGCUUGAUCAAGCAGAAUGGGGAUCUGAUGAUGCCAAACGGUUGGAAUCAGGAAUCCAGUUUCAGAAUGAAGCAGAGACCGCUGGUUACCUUCUGGAGUGUGAGAACUUAUUGAGGCAGCAAGUGCUGGAUAUCCAGCUUUUACUGGAUGGGAAAUUCUACUUGGCUGAUCAGCUCGUUCAAAGGGUAUCUAAGCUCCGUGAUGACCUGUUGGCUUUGAGGACAGAGUGUUCAACCGUCUACAGCAAAGGACGCACACUGACCUCAGAACAGACCAAGAUGAUGAUCUCUGGCAUCACGCAGAGUUUGAACUCAAACUUUUCCCCAAACUUCAGUGCCGGACUGUCUCCUGCGCUCACUCACGGAGGCCUGGUCACAUCGGGCGGCAGCCCUGCGAUGAGCCCAGCCAUGACGCCCAGCAUGCAGCCUGCCGCGGUCCAGACUUACCUCAGCGGCAGAGGAGGAGGAGGUAAGCCCAUGCUCAAAUCCUCAUUCCUGGAUCCCAGCUUGACCGAGGAUGAGGUUCAUAUGAAGUUUGUGCAGGAUCUGCUUAGCUGGGUUGAGGAAAUGCAGGUUCAGCUUGAUCAAGCAGAAUGGGGAUCUGAUCUACCGAGUGUUGAAUCAAAUUUAGGGAAUCAUAAAGAUUUUCACAAAGCCAUCGAAGAAUUCCAGAUGAGCAUUAAAGAAGCCAAAAUGAGUGAGAUUCAGAUGACCCAGCCACUGAAGCAGAGUUACUCUGAGAAGCUGAAUAAGUUAGAAAGCCAGUACAGGAGGCUGCUGAAAUGCUCCAGUGAGAGGCAGAAACACCUGGACAGCCUGUAUGAUUUUGUGUCCCGCGCCACUCAGGAGCUGAUCUGGCUCAAUGAGAAGGAGGAAGAGGAAGUGGCUUUCGACUGGAGUGAGAGGAACAGUAACAUUUCAAGGAAGAGGGAUUAUCAUGCAGAUCUCAUGAGAGAACUGGAUGACAAGGAGGAGGUGAUCAAGUCAGUACAGGAGAAGGCAGAGAGCCUCCUUCAGGAGAACCAUCCUGCCAGAUUGACCAUCGAGGCAUACAGAGCAGCCAUGCAGACUCAGUGGAGCUGGAUACUGCAGCUCUGUCACUGUGUGGAGCAACAUCUGAAAGAGAACGCUGUCUACUUUGACUUUUUCAGCGAUGCCAAAGAGUCAUUGGAUUACCUUAAGAGCCUCCAAGAUGCCAUCCACAGAAAGUACAGCUGCGACCGAAGCAGCAGUUUACAUCGCCUCGAGGAUCUAAUUCAAGAGUCCAUGGAUGAGAAAGAACAGCUCCUGAAAUACAGCAGCACGGUGGGUGGAUUAGUGGGACGGGCAAAGUCCGUUGUUCAGCUCAAAGCCCGCAACCCAGAGAAUCCCAUCAGGACCUCCAUACCCGUCAAAUCCAUCUGUGACUACCGCCAGAUAGAGAUCACCAUUAGCAAAGAAGAUGAGUGUGUUCUAGUGAGCAAUUCUCACAGGGCAAAGUGGAAAGUGAUCAGUCCAUCUGGAAAUGAGGCCAUGGUGCCUUCAGUCUGCUUUAGUGUACCACCACCCAACAGGGAGGCCACUGAAAUGGCAAGCAGGAUCGAGCAGCUGUAUCAGAAUGCUCUGGCUCUGUGGCAUCACUCUCACAUUAACAUGAAGAGCGUCGUGUCCUGGCACUAUCUGAUGACUGACAUCCACGCCAUCCGCAAAAGCACUGUUGCCUCGAUCAAGACCCUAUUGCCAGGUGAUCACGAGCAGGUGCUGAGCAGCCUGCAGUCCCACUUUGAGGACUUCCUGAGGGACAGCGAUGAAUCGGAGGUUUUCACGGUGGCUGAUUGUGCCCAGCUGGAAAAGGAGGUUCUGGCGUGUAAGGAGUACUAUGAGGAACUCCUCAAAUCUGCAGAGAGAGAAGAACAUGAGGAGUCCGUGUACAACCUCUUCAUAUCUGAGGUGCGUAACUUCCGCAUGCGGGUGGAGGGUCAUGAGGAACAGCUGAUUCGGAAAAUACGUACCCCGCUAGACAGAGACGACCUGCAGGAGUGUGUGCUGCGCAUCACCGAACAGGAGAAGAAGAAGGUAGAGCUGGAUAGGUUGAAGGAUGACCUAGAGUGCCUGAGAGAGAAGUGUGACGUUUUCCUCAGGCAAGCAGCUGCCUCUCCAUCCGUCCCUACACUUUCCUCUGAGCUCAACAUCCUCACUCAGAGCACGAACCAGGUCUACUCCAUGUGCUGCAUCUACCUGGAGAAGCUGAAGACAGUGAGUUUGGUGGUGAAGCACAGUCAGAGUGCCGAAGCUCUGGUCAAACUUUAUGAAGCUAAGUUGUGCGAGGAGGAUACAAUCAAUGCUAAUAUCAAAUCUAUCGAUGGCGUCAUGAGCACUCUUAAGCAAUGGAGGUCUGAAAUCGAUGAAAGACGUGAGGUAUUCCAUGACUUGGAGGACGAGCUGCAGAAGGCACGAGUGGUCAGUGAGCGAAUGUUCAAAACGCACAACGAGAGAGACUUUGAUUUGGAUUGGCACAAGGAGAAGGCCGACCAGCUCAAAGAACGAUGGCAAAACAUCCACUCUCAGAUUGAAAACAGGCUCCGAGACCUGGAAGGCAUCAGCAAGUCACUUAAGUACUACAAAGACACGUAUAACAGCCUGGAUGAAUGGAGCGAAGAAAUGGAAGCCAAGCAGCUCAAGGCCCAAGAGAAUCAACCCGAGGAUAGCAAGGCAUUGGCUGAGUUCCUUAACCAGCAGAAAGUUUUGGUCACAGAAAUUGAACAAAAACAAAGCAAAAUUGAGGAGUGCCAGAAGUAUUCAGAGCAGUAUGCAGUUGGAGUGAAAGACUAUGAACUGCAGUUGAUGACUUACAGAGCCAUGGUUGACUCUCAGCAUAAGUCUCCAGUGAAGAGAAGGAAGAUGCAGAGUUCCUCUGACGUCAUCCAGCAAGAGUUUAUGGACCUUCGAACACGUUACACAGCCCUGGUUACUCUGAUGACGCAGUAUGUUAAGUUUGCCGGUGAAACACUGAAGAGGGCGGAAGAGGAUGAGAGGUCUGUUGAGGAUGAGAAGAAAGAGCAUGGCGAUAAGGUUAACAAGUUGUUAAAUUGGAUGAAAACGAAUCCAAACAAAGAUGGAAAGGCUCAAAGUGAUGGCAAACCCAGCACUGAGGGCACUAGUAAGCCCCAGGUAAACAAGUCAAACUACCUGAUUGUUUUUUCAUUGUUUUGUUCAACAGGUCUUCAGCUUUGGAUCUUACGGUUUAAUUCAUCUGUAGCUGUUUUAAUGUCAGCAUCUUGUCAACAUAGUGAGCAUUUCAGGGAACUGCUUUCAUCAUUUCCAAACGUUGCUAAUGUCAAACACAUCAGAACAUACACAUUUCCAUUGUUAUGUUUCAUGUCACUGGAGGAGAUGGUGACAAAGAAGGAACAAAUUGGAGAAGCAUUGAGAACUACCCAGCUUAUGCUAACCAAACACAGUGACAAAAUGACUGAAGAAGAAAAGCAAGAAGGAAAAGAACAGCUGAAAUCUCUUCAUCAGGCCUACAGCGAGCUCUCUCAACAGUGUGCAGAUGCAGCUUCCUCAGCUGAUCAGGCACUGCAGGUCAUCCAAGGGAUUCUGGAUGUUGAAAGUGGAGCUGUCAUGUCUGUGUGUUACUCUGUGAACAAUGGCUUCAUCAACCAAAACACAGGACUUGGUCUUCUAGAGGCACAGCUUAUAACCACUGGACUCAUUUGGCCUGAACAGCACUUGUAUAUGGACUUAGAGGAAGCAUUCAAGAACAAACUUGUGGAUAAUGCAAUGCGCAAGCAACUGCAAGACUUGAAUGAAACUAAAAAAUGUCUUCAGGAUCUUCAGUUUGCUUUAGAACCCUUGCCGGUUAUGGCAGCGCUGGAAAAUGGGGCUAUAUCUGAGCAAACAGCUAUGAAGGUCAUUGAAAUCCAGCUAGCGACUGGAGGGUUAAGACUGACAUACACUGGUGAUAUUCUACAUCUGGAAGGGGCUUUUCAACUUGGCCUGAUACCUCAGUCGCUCUUUAUCCAGAUAUUGGAGAAGAAGGACACAUGGAAGAACUUGAUUGACCCCAACACUGCAGAAAAAGUCACACUUAGUCAGCUUGUGCAGAGAAGCAUGAUGCACGAGCGGACAGGACUUCGCCUGCUUCCAGUGAAACGUAGAAAAGAUGGAACUAUAUCCCUGACAUCUGGAAGAGAGAUCAACAUUAUGAAAGCCAUGCACGAGGGCAUCAUUGAUAGAGAGACCAUGUUUCGGUUGCUGAGCACCCAGUUGUUUGCUGGAGGCAUAGCUGACGCCAAAACUGGCCGAAAGCUGACUGUUGAGGAGGCCUUAUCUGAGGGUCUGAUCGAUCAGGACACUGCGAGUGAGAUACUGAGCCAUCAGGCCCAAAAUGGUGGCAUUGUUAAUCCUUGCAACGGGGCGAGACUUACAGUCGAUGAGGCUGUCCAGUGUGACUUAAUAAGCUCCAGCAGUGCGUUGUUAGUUCUGGAGAGACAGAAAGCCUUCAUGGGUCUCCUUUGGCCUAACGCUGGUGAAAUUCUCUCGUUCUCCACCUCUCUUCAGCAAAACAUAAUCACAGACAAACUGGCGUCUGAGCUGCUGCAUAACCGGCACAAAAUAACAGCCUUGUACAUACCUGAAACCUCUGAGGUAGCUGACAUUGAUUCUGCGGGGGAGAAUAACUUAAUUGAGACAUUUACAAAAGAGUUGUUGAAGACCAUAGAAAUCCCAGAUGUGGUCCCUGAUAUAGAUGAACUGAAUAACAGGUUUUCAUCCUGGCUGGUAAUGCGGGAGCUUCAAAUCGAUGGAUCUUGUUCAUCCGGUGAAGAAAUCAGUGACGAAAACAGCUCAGAUGGACCAUCUCCCUCUGAGGCGAAACAGUUAUUUAUUUCCUACCUCAUGAUGAAUAGCUAUAUGGAUCCUUCACAGAUGCAUGCACUGCAGGUCAUCCAAGGGAUUCUGGAUGUUGAAAGUGGAGCUGUCAUGUCUGUGUGUUACUCUGUGAACAAUGGCUUCAUCAACCAAAACACAGGACUUGGUCUUCUAGAGGCACAGCUUAUAACCACUGGACUCAUUUGGCCUGAACAGCACUUGUAUAUGGAUUUGGAGGACGCAUUCAAGAACAGACUUGUGGAUGACGCGAUGUGCAAGCAACUGCAAGAGUUGAAUGAAGCUAAAAAAUGUCUUCAGAAUCUCCAAUUUGCUUUAGAACCCUUGCCGGUUAUAACAGCCCUGGAAAAUGGGGCUAUAUCUGAGCAAACAGCAAUAAAGAUCAUUGAAAUCCAGCUUGCAACUGGAGGGUUAAGACCGACAUACACUGGUGAUAUUCUACAUCUGGAAAGGGCUUUUCAACUUGGCCUGAUACCCGAGUCACUGUUUAUCCAGAUAUUGGAGAGGAAGGAUAGUUGGAAGAACUUGAUUGACCCCAACACUGCAGAAAAAGUCACACUUAGUCAGCUUGUGCAGAGAAGCAUGAUGCACGAGCGGACAGGACUUCGCCUGCUUCCAGUGAAACGUAGAAAAGAUGGAACUAUAUCCCUGACAUCUGGAAGAGAGAUCAACAUUAUGAAAGCCAUGCACGAGGGCAUCAUUGAUAGAGAGACCAUGUUUCGGUUGCUGAGCACCCAGUUGUUUGCUGGAGGCAUAGCUGACGCCAAAACUGGCCGAAAGCUGACUGUUGAGGAGGCCUUAUCCGAGGGUCUGAUCGAUCAGGACACUGCGAGUGAGAUACUGAGCCAUCAGGCCCAAAAUGGUGGCAUUGUUAAUCCUUGCAACGGGGCGAGACUUACAGUCGAUGAGGCUGUCCAGUGUGACUUAAUAAGCUCCAGCAGUGCGUUGUUAGUUCUGGAGAGACAGAAAGCCUUCAUGGGUCUCCUUUGGCCUAACGCUGGUGAAAUUCUCUCGUUCUCCACCUCUCUUCAGCAAAACAUAAUCACAGACAAACUGGCGUCUGAGCUGCUGCAUAACCGGCACAAAAUAACAGCCUUGUACAUACCUGAAACCUCUGAGGUAGCUGACAUUGAUUCUGCGGGGGAGAAUAACUUAAUUGAGACAUUUACAAAAGAGUUGUUGAAGACCAUAGAAAUCCCAGAUGUGGUCCCUGAUAUAGAUGAACUGAAUAACAGGUUUUCAUCCUGGCUGGUAAUGCGGGAGCUUCAAAUCGAUGGAUCUUGUUCAUCCGGUGAAGAAAUCAGUGACGAAAACAGCUCAGAUGGACCAUCUCCCUCUGAGGCGAAACAGUUAUUUAUUUCCUACCUCAUGAUGAAUAGCUAUAUGGAUCCAAAGUCAGGCCAAAGGCUGUUGAUCUUUGAUUGGCAGUUAAAUAAAAUGGCUAAAUUACUCUUUGAAACAUCAGAAUCAGAAGAUGUAGAUGAGAUUAGCGGACUUUAUAUGAAUGUUUCAGAAGAGCCUCCACUGAAUAACAGCAUUCCUGACAAUGCCAACGCUAGUCUGAAUGUCGAUUAUAGUGCUUUGGGAGAAUUGCAAAUAUGUGAAUCUUUGGAAAGCACAACAGAAGAAGAGCAUGAAGUGGUGAAUUCCAAUGCAUUACAGAAUUGCCUAAAACCUACUCUACCCUCUGAAUCGGUUGUAAAUACUGUAGAAACAGAUCACAAAUGUGAUAUUUUCCUAGACAGUGUUGAACAUAUGCCUGUAAUUGAAACUAACAAACUGCCUAAGGAUUCUAAAAGUUCAUACACAGACAAGUGCCAAUUAGACAUAAGUGACGUAGCUUCCACUCAGCCGUCGAAUGCAAUGCAGUUACCACAAACAGCCUUUUCUAUAGCAGCAACUGCCUCAAGUCUGUGCUCGAUGGAAGUGAAUCCCGAAUGUCAUGAUGCCAGUAAAGACCAGGAAAAACAUUCAAAACACUCACCACUAUCGUCCAGUGAAACAACCAGCUAUACAGAAAUGCCCUCUGAAUUUCCACAUACAGAUGUUGUGUGGGAUGACAAACUUGAGAGAGAUUAUGCCAUCCAUCUUCUUAGGGCACAAGUGGAGGAAGGUGGGAUUUUGGAUGUCACCUCUGGAAAACGGUAUGACCUUGCAGCUGCUCUCGAUAAAGGCCUUAUUGAUGAAGAGACUGUCUUAGAAGUACUCGCACUGCAGCUUCAAGAGGAUGGUUUGAAAGAGAACGAAAAUGCUGCUUUGUCAGUUCUGAAAAUUUCUGUCAGUAAAGGCUGCAUCUCAAGUAAGGUAGCACUACAGAUCAUGGAAAAGCAGAACCUUCUUGGUGGUUUCUAUGAUGCAGCAGUUGGAAGAACCAUUAGCGUUUGUGAUGCUUUAGAGACGGGUCUGAUUACUGAUGAUCUCAGCAGAAGUGUUCUCUAUUCAGAGGCAAUCAGGAAGGCCAUCAUUGAUCCAGAGGGGAAGUGUGUGCUCAGUGUAAAUGAUGCCCAUCAGUCUGGGAUGUUGGAUGAUGAAGAGGCUGAGGGGAUGCUACAUUCACAGCAGAAUGAAAGGGAAGACAUCAUGGUGCCUGAUUUAGCAAAAAGAGGACAAAUAAGCUUGAGAUCAGAUGAAGCCACACAGAAUAGCGAACAAAGUGCAGACAUCUUCAACCAGUCUCAAGCUGGAGAUACAGUGGUUGCUGAAGGUGUACACCAGGAUGACCUUCAUUUACCUCACAUGAUGGAUGGAGCAAGUAUGGACAAGACUCGAAAACAAAAAAGCCAAACCAUCGAUAGCAUUAUUGAAAUUAUUCAGCACCACUCUGGAAUCUCACCAACCAAUCAUCCCAACUCAAAUGAGAGAGGUGGGGAUCCAGAUAUCCUUAUGGAUUUGAAAAAACAUGAAGGACCAAGAGAAGCUCAGAACUGGCCAUCUGAUGAAAGUAAUGAUGAACUAAAGCAUCAGACUGAUCUGCUGGUGAUGAUUCAGAGGAUCUCCACAAGCAGAGAUCAAGAAAUGCUCAAGGAAGUGGAUGGAAAGCUAAGCAGUUUUUUGGAGUGCACUGCCCUGAGAGAUGAAAGCAUGGAAGCUAAAAGCAUUGCUGUUCCAACCACAUAUGCUGCUGCUACAGAUGAUGCCUUCCAACCAAUCGGCUCUAUCCACCAGGUCUCCAUGGCAGAGGAUCCAAACAUAAAGCAAACAGAUGGCGUCAAACUGAGAAGAUAUUCCACCCAGAAUUACUUGGAAUGUGUUGGGAGGCUUCAGGAUCAUUGCGAUACUCUUGAAGAUAUAAGAAGUGACUUGCAGACCAAGGGUCCAUUAGCAGAAGACAUUGAGGGGUUGCAUAGUCAAUUAGAGGAAGUUCAGGACAUAGAGAAAGACUUAUCAGGAACCCGGCAGCUCCUGGAAGACGCUGCUUUUGAUAUCCAAAACUUCAUUUCUGAGCAUGCUCAGUUCCUGAGUCCGACUCAUAGCAGAUACCUUCUAAGGGCUCUCAGCGCUACCCAGAGAUCCUACAAAGAGCUCAUGGACAGAGUCUUCACUCAGAGACAAACUCUAGAGGUCCAACUGGAGAUCCGUGAGGAGGAGAAUCAGCAUAAGGCUGCUGUGGAGAAGCAGAGGGAGUUUUCAGAAAAGCUGCAGGAGCUGUUUGAUGAUCUGACACAGACAGAAAACCGCCUCAUUGGCCACCAGCAGCAGGCUGCCAGUGCAAAGACUGUGGGAGACCUCCAGCAAUACCAACAAGAGCAUCAGGCUAAUGCCAGUGCUCUCAAUGAAGUCAUCAGUAGCACAAAUAAGUUUCUGGAGGAGAAUCGUAGCAAACUCACUCCAGAGCAAAUAUCGGCUCUUGAAAACAAACUGGAGGAAUUGAAGAGCAAAGUGAACAUGCUUAACCAGAGGGCAGAAGAGUCAAGGAAAGAUCUAGAGAAGGUUUUGACCAGUGCUAUCAAGCAGGAGACUGAGACGGUAGCAGCUGUUGAACAACUUGAAGAGAGCAAAACUAAGAUCGAGGGUCUUCUAGACUGGAUCUCUAACGUUGGGAAAGAGAAAGAAAUGGGUGGAAUACAAAAGGACCAGAUGGUUAAACAGAAUGGAAACAUGCCUGAGAACACAUCAGUGAAGAGAAUAAUUGGAGAGGAAGAUGAUCCUAAUGGAAAUGCAUUAGAUACUACAGACAACACAAGUCUGCGUACUGGCGAAAAACAAGACGGUAUAAACCUGGACCUGGACCAGCAGUUUAACAGGGUUCAAGCUCUACAGAAAGACCUGCAGGCUAAUGCCAGUGCUCUCAAUGAAGUCAUCAGUAGCACAAAGAAGUUUCUGGAGGAGAAUCGUAGCAAACUCACUCCAGAGCAAAUAUCGGCUCUUGAAAACAAACUGGAGGAAUUGAAGAGCAAAGUGAACAUGCUUAACCAGAGGGCAGAAGAGUCAAGGAAAGAUCUAGAGAAGGUUUUGACCAGUGCUAUCAAGCAGGAGACUGAGACGGUAGCAGCUGUUGAACAACUUGAAGAGAGCAAAACUAAGAUCGAUGGUCUUCUAGACUGGAUCUCUAACGUUGGGAAAGAGAAAGAAAUGGGUGGAAUACAAAAGGACCAGAUGGUUAAACAGAAUGGAAACAUGCCUGAGAACACAUCAGUGAAGAGAAUAAUUGGAGAGGAAGAUGAUCCUAAUGGAAAUGCAUUAGAUACUACAGACAACACAAGUCUGCGUACUGGCGAAAAACAAGACGGUAUAAACCUGGACCUGGACCAGCAGUUUAACAGGGUUCAAAGUCUUCAAGGGCAAACAACGUCCCGUCAGGCUGCGGUGGAUUCGCUGAGAAAAACAGCUGAUGCUUUGAUCAGCGCAGAGGGAGACCUGCUGUCCCAUCCAGAGGAGAUUCAGGAGACAGUGGAUGACAUCAUAGAGAGAUACGACAACCUGUCGAAGUCAGUGAGUGACCGCAAUGAGAAGCUGCAGGUGACUCUGACGCGCUCCCUGAGUGUGCAGGACGGCCUGGAUGAGAUGAUGUCCUGGAUGGAGAAGGUGGAAGAGAGCGUGAAGGAGACGGCAAAAGUGCCGCUGGACUCCAGCUCUAUUGCAGAUGCUCUUAGCAAGGAGGCAGCUCUGGAGCAGGACAUGUCCAGCAGGCAGAGCAGCAUCUUGGCCAUGAAGGCAAAGGUGAAGAAGUUUGUGGAGAGCGCUGAGCCGGCCGCUGCCGUCCUCCUGCAGGCUAAGAUGGAGGGCUUGUCCCAGCGGUUUACUGACGCCUCUGAGCGGCACAAGCAGAAGGUGGCUCAGAUGGAGGAGCUCAGAGACAAGGUGGAGCAGUUUGAGAAGACAUUUGAGAAGGUGCAGCAGUUUGUACUGAAGAGCUCACAGGCUCUCUCCGAGACAGACGGGCCAGGAAAGAACGUCGCUGAGCUCUCCCAGCUCAUCCAGAUCAUCUUGGACACAAAUGCAGAGUUAGCCGAGCACGCAAAGGACAUGGAAACGCUCCAGAAACUGACUGAGGAACUCGGCAAGCUGGGUCCAGAAGGAAGCACAGCUCUUCUUCAGAGCAAGAUGCAGAACAUCUCUGACAACUUUAAUGCUUUUAAAGAGACAAUUACUGAGAAAAAAGAGGAGGUUUCAUCCUGCCAGAAGCAGCUGCAGGAGUUCAAAGCUGCCGCAGGGGUGUUAAUGAAAUGGCUGGAGGAGACAAAAGAGCAAGUGCCAGUGCUUCAGCCCAACUGCAGUGAACAGGGCCUGGGAACAGACCUGCAGAAAGUCAAUGACACAAAUGCAGAGUUAGCCGAGCACGCAAAGGACAUGGAAACGCUCCAGAAACUGACUGAGGAACUCGGCAAGCUGGGUCCAGAAGGAAGCACAGCUCUUCUUCAGAGCAAGAUGCAGAACAUCUCUGACAACUUUAAUGCUUUUAAAGAGACAAUUACUGAGAAAAAAGAGGAGGUUUCAUCCUGCCAGAAGCAGCUGCAGGAGUUCAAAGCUGCCGCAGGGGUGUUAAUGAAAUGGCUGGAGGAGACAAAAGAGCAAGUGCCAGUGCUUCAGCCCAACUGCAGUGAACAGGGCCUGGGAACAGACCUGCAGAAAGUCAAUGGCUUAUUGGGCGAUUGGACCUCCAAAGCUCCUGCAGUCCAGGAUAUAAAUAGCAAAGGAUCUGCUCUAUGUAGCCUAAUCAGUGUUUUGACAUCACCGGCCAAAGCCAAGAUACGUCACAACUCAGGAUCAGCUGUCAAUAACAGUUCUGGUCCAGGCAGCCAUUCCUAUCUGACAAACCAAGAGUUGAUGCUGGUACAGCAGAACAUGUCCUACAUUAACAACAAUUACGAACAUCUGGGGGAACUCCUGAAGGCCAGGUCCUCCGAGCUCGGCGCUUUGUUAAAGAGAGUUCUAGGUGUCCAUGAUCAGGCUGAGUCUUUACGUCAGUGGAUGGAAGACACAAAGAAAACGGCAACAUCAUUGAGCAACCAUCCUUCUGGGAAAGACACAGUAAAAUCACAGAUAGAGCAACAGAAGGUCUUUGACGAUAAUAUGAAACAAAAGCAAGUGCAGCUUCAGCAGCUCAGGGAGAAUCUGCUCCGUUUAAUCGAGGAACACCCUGAUUCACCCGAGGCAGAACAGUGGAAGCACAUGCUGGCACAGAUAGACGCAGGAUGGGAGGAGGUCAGGGGCACAAUGGAGAUCCGGAAACAGCACCUGGAGGAGUCGUCCCGCAUGCUGGAGCUCUUCCAGACGACCCAGCCGCAGCUCUCGCAGUGGCUGCAGGAGAAGGAGUUGAUGAUGGGCGUCCUGGGGCCUCUGUCUGUGGAUCCAAACAUGCUUAACACACAAAAGCAGCAAGUCCAGAUUCUCCUCAAGGAGUUCGACAGCCGCAAGCCUCAGUAUGAGAAGUUAACCGAGGCGGCCACAGCCAUCGCUAGUGCGUCAGAGCAGCAGGAUCCUGCCGUAGAGCAGGUUAAAGAACAGCUGGCAUCUGUUUCCCAGAAGUGGCAGGCCCUGACAGGUCAGCUGUCUCAGAGACAUGCUCUCAUUGAGCAGGCUGUCGGUAAGACCACUCAAUUCCAGGAGCUCUUGCAAAGCCUCAGUAAAAGUGCCACUUGCCUGGAGACUGAACUUAAUAACCAGCAGGCCCUCAGCACCCAACCUGAUGAAGUCAAGAAGCAGAUUGAAGCCACUAAUACAAUCCUGGCUCAGCUACGAGAGGAGAAGAAGAGGCUGAAGGAGGCAGAAACUGUCUGCUCUGAGCUCUCUGCCAUGGUGACUGAAGAGUAUCUCAGAGCAGACUUGACAAAACAGCUUGAGGGCAUCACUAAACCAUUUAGACAACUUGAGGACAAAGCAGGAAAGCGGAUUGAGCAGCUCAACUCAGCCUUCGCCAGCUCCCAGCAGUUCCAUCAGACAUCGAAGGACUUCCAAGCCUGGCUGAAUCAGACUCUGCAGGAGCAGUGUAAGCCACAGCCCAUCUCUGCUAAUGCAGAGAAGUUAAAACAGAGUCUCAAGGAGAACAGUGCUGCUCAAAAGGCCAUUAGUGAGCAUGAAGAACCUUAUAACACCAUCAUUAAAGAGGGAGAAGCUCUCCUCCAGAGCACGGAGGGGGCAGAAAAGGUGGCCCUUCAGGGACAGCUCUCUGCUCUAAAGUCCAGCUGGGACGAUGUGAAGAAAGGUAAUGCUGAGCAAGCAGAAAAGCUUCAAGGGGCCUUGGAGAGGGCACUGAAGUACAAAGAACACUAUGAGAAACUGAGCUCAUGGUUGCAAGAGGUUGAAGACAGGGAGAAGUAUGUGAAGCUCAGCGCGAACUCGGUGGAGAUCGAGGGCUCCCUCUCGCAGUUGAAGGCCAUCCAGAAAGACGUUGAGAAGCAUAGAGGGCAAGUUGUGAUGAUGAACGCAGCUGCAGACAGCCUUCUGGAGGUAGUCACUUCAGAUGGCGAUUCGGUUAGGGAGGAGAAGGCAGCCAUUGGUAAAAAAGUGGAUAAGCUGACAGAAGAUUUAACGCUCAAAAGAGAAUCGUUAGAAAACAUCUCACAGAAGCUAAAAGAGUUCAACGACUUACAGAAGGAAGCCAAAGGGCAGCUGGAGGCUGCUAGGAAACAGCUGGAUUCUCAUUCGGCUUUGGGUGUCCAGGCCUACAGCAACAAGAACCUGACCAACAUGAACGCUCAGCAGAACAGCUUAGAGGGUGUCCACAACCAGAUUGAGCAUCUCAAAAAUGUUGCAAAAAGUCUUGUGGUAGAUGCCUCUGAGGUGGAAGGUGUGACAGACCUUCUUCUUCAGGCAGACAGCUUGGAAAAAGACCACAUGUCAAUUACCAAAAAGGUAGAGGAUGCUUGCUCCACCUUGGAGGACAAACUCCAGGGCAUUGGACAAUUCCAGAACAGUAUUCGUGAAAUGUUUGCAAACUUUACAGACCUGGACGAUGAGUUCGAUGGGAUGGCUCCUGUAGGCAGGGAUCUUGACACCUUAGGGGAUCAGCAAAGCACUAUCAAACACUUUAUUGCUAGACUUCAGGAUCUGAUGACCAACACAGCCAAUGGCAGAGACAGUUGCAAGAAGAUGCUGGAGUCAGAGGCCUCCCCAGAUCACCUGGGUCUGAAGAGAGACUUGGAAACCCUGGGCAAGCAGUGUGGAAAGCUGAUGGACCGAGCCACGGGUAGAAGAGAACAGGUUGAGGAGACCCUCAGUCAUCUGGAGGAGUUCUACGUCAAGGCGCAAGAGUUUACCCACAAACUGAGCAGUGCCGAAAAACAAGAGGAGUCCCAAGGGUCUGUUGGAUUGGAAACAGAAGUCAUUAACCAACAACUGGAGUCCUUCAAGGUUUUCCAAAAGGACAUCAUUGAGUCGCUGCAGAGCCAAUUGCAGGAGUUGAACACUCUGGGCCAGGCACUGAUCCAAAAUGCCGCCAAAGGCACCAGCACCAAAAAACUGGAUCACGAUCUAGUAGAGGCUUUAGAGGAGGAGGUUUUGGGCCAUGGUAAGAUCUUGUACCAGGCCAUGAGUCUGGGCCAGUCUCUACGGGCGGUCAGCUGUGCGGAUGACAAGGAGCUGGUGCAGGCAAAGCUUGACAUCACGCACAGCAGCUACAUCGAGCUGCAGGAGCAUUGCCGCCAGAAGGCUGAGUUAUUGCGGCAGGCCCUGGCUAAUGCGCAGCUCUUUGGGGAGGACGAAGUGGCCCUAAUGACCUGGCUCGAUGAGGUGCAUGGCAAACUGAGCGAAGUCUCGAUCCAAGACUACACGACGACUGUGCUCUCAAAACAGCAUGCUGAGCAGCUGGCUCUUCAUGAAGACAUUGAGUUGAGGAAACAAAAUAUUGAACAGGCCGUCCUAAAUGGGUUAGAACUGCUGAAACAGACCACAGGCGAUGAGGUUGUCGUCAUCCAAGGUAAACUAGAUGGAAUAAAGACGAGGUAUUCAGAGAUCAACACAAUGAGCAACAAUGUUUCAAAGACUCUGGACAAAGCCCUGUCUCUUGCCACAAAGCUGCAAAACACCCAUGAAGAGCUGAACUCCUGGUUGGAGAAGGUAGAGUCUGAGCUGGCCACGUUUACAGCUCAAGAGCCGGUCGGAGAGCAGCUCACUCACUUACAAGAGAGGCAGAAGACACUGAUGAAGGAGGUUAAGGAUCAGAAGCCACUGGUUGACUCUCUUAAUGAAGUAAGCAGCGCUCUGCUGGAACUCGUUCCAUGGCGAGCAAGAGAAGGCUUGGACAGGAUGGUCACAGAUGACAAUGAGCGCUACAGAACGGCCAGCGAUGCCAUUACACAGCAUGUAGACCAGACCGGAGCUGCCAUCUUAAAAUCCCAGCAGUUUGAGCAGGCUGCCACCACUGAGCUUGAGUGGCUGACGGAGGCAGAGAGGAAGUUGUCAUGCCUUGGGGACGUCAGGCUUGAGCCGGAGCAGACCACAGCUCAGUUACAGGCUCAGAAGAGCUUCUCCAUGGACAUUAUGAGACACAAAGAUGCUGUGGAUGCCAUUGUGAAGACCAGCGAGGUCAUUAUGAACAGCAAAGAUGAGGCAGAGAAGCAAGCGCUGAGGAUGAAGCUCCAGACACUGUCAGAGAAAUACAAUGUGGUUAGUCAGCUGAAUUCGGAGCGCUGUCUGCAGCUGGAGAGAGCUCAUUCUCUGGCCUCCCAGUUCUGGGAAACGUACGAUGAACUCUGGCCAUGGCUGCAGGAGACCAGGACUACCUUCACUCAGCUGUCCCAGCCGGCUAUUGAGUACGAAGCGCUUCGACAGCAACAAGAGGAGCUGAGGCAAAUGAGGGAGCUGAUAGCAGAGCACAAGCCACACAUCGACAAGAUGAAUAAAACUGGACCUCAGCUUGUGGAGUUGAGUCCCACUGAAGGGCUGCCAAUUAGAGAGAAAUACGAGACCUCAGAAAAACUGUACAGCCAGCUGAAAGUCAACGUCAAGCACAGAGCAGCUGCCCUGGAUGAGGCCAUCUCCAAAUCCACUCAGUUCCAUGAUAAGAUAGACCCCAUGCUGGAGUCUCUGGAGCGCAUCGCUGAACGCCUGCGCCAGCCUCCAUCCAUCUCUGUCGAGGUGGAGAAGAUCCGAGAGCAGAUAUCGGAGAACAAAGCGGUGAAUGUAGACCUGGAGAAACUUCAGCCGUCCUAUGAGACCCUCAUGCAGCGAGGAGAGGAGAUGAUCGCUCGCUCCGAAGGAGCAGACAAGGACCUUUCAGCCAAAGCUGUUCAAGAUAAGCUGGACCAGAUGGUGUUUCUAUGGAAUGACAUCCAAGCUCUUCUGGAGGAAAGAGAGGCCAAGCUCCUGGAUGUCAUGGACUUAGCUGAGAAGUUCUGGUGUGAUCACUGUGAUUGUUUCGAUUUCAAAGGUGAUGCGUACCAGCUACAGAUCGAGAUGGAAAGGCUGAACCAUCAGACCGGACUCCUGCUGAAGAAGGUGGUAGAGGAAGCCGACCGCACUUCCAUCCUGGAGCCAAUGAAUGAGCUGAAAAUGCUCUGGGAAAACCUGGAUAAAAAGAUCAUCAACAGACAGCACAAGCUGGAGGGAGCGCUGUUGGCUCUAGGGCAGUUCCAGCAUGCUUUAGAUGAACUUCUGGCUUGGCUCACUCAUACUGAAGAGCUGCUUAAUGAACAGAGGAAGGCCUGCGGCGACCCCAAAGCCAUCGAGAUCGAGCUCGCAAAGCACCACGUGUUGCAGAACGAUGUGCUGGCCCAUAAGACCACGGUGGAGGCAGUGAACAAGGCCGGCAGUGACCUCAUUGAUUCCAGUGCUGGAGAGGAGGCGCGAGGUCUGCAGAACAAGCUGGAGAACCUCAACCAGCGCUGGAGGACUAUCCUGGAGAAGACGGAGCAGAGAAGACAGCUUCUGGACAGUGCCCUGCUGCAGAGCAUGUUUGACUCAGUGGAUAUUAUGGAAGGCAAACUGGAUUCGAUGUCGCCCGUGGGCACGGACCUGGAGACUGUGAAACAGCAGAUCGAGGAGCUGAAGGAGUUCAAAGGUGAUGCGUACCAGCUUCAGAUCGAGAUGGAAAGGCUGAACCAUCAGACCGGGCUGCUGCUGAAGAAGGUGGUAGAGGAAGCCGACCGCACUUCCAUCCUGGAGCCAAUGAAUGAGCUGAAAAUGCUCUGGGAAAACCUGGAUAAAAAGAUCAUCAACAGACAGCACAAGCUGGAGGGAGCGCUGUUGGCUCUAGGGCAGUUCCAGCAUGCUUUAGAUGAACUUCUGGCUUGGCUCACUCAUACUGAAGAGCUGCUUAAUGAACAGAGGAAGGCCUGCGGCGACCCCAAAGCCAUCGAGAUCGAGCUCGCAAAGCACCACGUGUUGCAGAACGAUGUGCUGGCCCAUAAGACCACGGUGGAGGCAGUGAACAAGGCCGGCAGUGACCUCAUUGAUUCCAGUGCUGGAGAGGAGGCGCGAGGUCUGCAGAACAAGCUGGAGAACCUCAACCAGCGCUGGAGGACUAUCCUGGAGAAGACGGAGCAGAGAAGACAGCUUCUGGACAGUGCCCUGCUGCAGGCUCAAGGUUUCCAUGGUGAGAUUGAAGACAUGCAGCGGUGGCUGAAAGACACAGAGCGUCAGCUGUUAGCAUCAAAGGCCCUCGGAGGCUUACCAGAAACGGCCCGAGAGCAGCUUAACACCCAUCUGGAGCUCUGCAGUACACUGGAAGCCAAGGAGGAAAUAUAUAAGCAGCUUCUUGACCGAGGGCAGCAGAUUUUGGCCUUGACCCCUGAGGGUCAAGACAGCACCACUGAACUGGACCUACGCAACCUGCAGGAGAAGUGGGAAUGUGUUCAGACCAAAGUGACAGAGAGGAAGGUGAAACUGGAGGAGGCUCUGGCGAUGGCCACAGACUUCCAUAACUCACUACAGGAUUUCAUAAACUGGCUGACGCAGGCCGAACAGACCCUUACUAUGGUCUCCCCUGCCUCCCUCAUCCUGGAGACCGUCAUGUUCCAGAUAGAUGAGCAUAAGGUGUUUGUGACUGAGGUGAACUCACAUCGGGAUCAGAUCAUCGAGCUGGAUAAGACAGGAACACACCUCAAGUACUUCAGUCAGAAACAGGACGUGGUGUUGAUCAAGAACCUCCUGCUGAGCGUUCAAGGCCGCUGGGAGAAGGUCGUGCAGAGAUCAGUGGAGAGAGGACGCCUGCUGGACGAUGCCAGGAAACGUGCCAAACAGUUCCAUGAGACCUGGAACAAACUGAUGGAGUGGCUGGAAGAGUCCGAGAGAGCGCUGGACUCUGAGCUGGAGAUCGCUAAUGAUCCGGACAAGAUCAAGAUGCAGUUAUCCCAGCACAAGGAGUUCCAGAAAACUCUGGGCAGCAAGCAUUCGGUGUGUGACACCACCAGUCGCACGGGCCGAGCUUUGAAGGACAAGACCUCCUUGCAAGAUGACAACCAGAAACUGGACGACAUGCUCAGUGAGCUCAGGGACAAAUGGGACACAGUCUGCGGGAAAUCUGUGGAGAGGCAGAAUAAGCUGGAGGAGGCUCUGCUGUUCUCAGGUCAGUUCACAGACGCACUGCAGGCUCUCAUCGACUGGCUCUAUAAAGUGGAACCACAGCUUGCUGAAGAUCAGCCCGUGCAUGGAGACAUAGACCUCGUGCUGAACCUCAUCGACAGCCAUAAGGUGUUCCAGAAAGAGUUGGGCAAAAGGACUGGCAGCGUGCAGGCUUUGAAGCGCUCGGCCCGUGAGCUUAUUGAGAGCAGCCACGAUGACUCGUCCUGGGUCAAAGCUCAGAUGCAAGAGCUGAGCACGCGCUGGGAGACGGUGUGCAGCCUCUCUGUGUCCAAACAGACACGGCUCGAGCAGGCACUGUGUCAGGCUGAGGAGUUCCACUCCACUGUUCAUAUCUUACUGGAGUGGCUUGCAGAGGCCGAGCAGAGCCUUCGCUUCCACGGUGCCUUGCCUGACGAUGAAGAAGCCCUCCGCGCACUCAUUGAACAGCACAAGGAGUUUAUGAAGAAGCUGGAGGAGAAGCGACUGGCCCUGAAUAAAGCCACAAGCAUGGGAGAGGCAAUCCUGUCCAUCUGCCACCCAGACUCCAUCACCACCAUCAAACACUGGAACACCAUCAUCAAAGCACGGUUUGAGGAGGUAACAGCCUGGGCACGUCAGCACCAGCAGAGACUCUCCAGUGCUCUGGCCGAACUGCUGGCCACGCAAGAACUGCUGGAGAACCUGCUGAACUGGCUAAAGUGGGCUGAAACCACACUCGGCGAGAAAGACAAGGAACCUCUUCCUCAAGAGUUAGAGGAAGUCAAAUCGCUCAUCGCUGAGCACCAGACAUUCAUGGAAGAGAUGACCAGAAAUCAACCAGACGUGGAUAAAAUCACCAAAACUCAUAAGAGAAAAGCCACAGCGGAUCCUCCGGUUCAGUCUCAAAUCCCUAUUCUAGGGAAAGGACGAACAGCCAGAAAGAGAUCCCCUACACAAUCCAUGUACACCGCAGCAUCACAGGCACAAAUCGAGACUAAGAACCCCCGAGUGAACCUGCUGGUCAGUAAGUGGCAGCAGGUGUGGCUGCUGGCGCUGGACAGGAGGAGGAAGCUCAACGAUGCUCUGGACAGACUAGAGGAGCUGAAAGAGUUUGCCAACUUUGACUUUGAUGUAUGGAGGAAACGCUACAUGCGCUGGAUGAACCACAAGAAAUCGCGCGUCAUGGAUUUCUUCCGUCGUAUUGAUAAAGACCAGGAUGGCAAAGUCACAAGGCAGGAAUUCAUCGAUGGCAUCCUAUCCUCAAAGUUCCCCACCAGUCGUCUGGAGAUGAGCGCUGUGGCAGACAUCUUUGAUCGUGAUGGCGACGGCUACAUCGACUACUAUGAGUUUGUGGCUGCUUUACAUCCCAACAAAGAUGCUUACAAACCAUUAACCGAUGCUGACAAAAUUGAAGAUGAGGUGACUCGCCAAGUUGCAAAGUGCAAGUGUCCGAAACGGUUCCAAGUAGAGCAGAUUGGCGCCAACAAAUAUCGGUUCUACCUUGGAAAUCAGUUUGGUCUCGUUCACUGCUUACAUGACCCCUUAAUCACCGAUGAGACUUUAACAAACAGGGACAAUCAAAAUCUAACCCCCCAUCUACACGUUGCCGUUUUGGAAAGCUGUAUCCUGGUAAAUGGUCAAUCUUAAAGCCGUUUGUUGUGAUUCUCUUUACUAUUUGAUCAUGCUUCAAAAUUCAUCUUCUCCUCCCCCCAAUCACCAAAUUCACCAAUGGUAUCGAUUCACUCUGGGUAUCACUUCUAGAAUAAAGGGCUUGCAGGCCAGAGAGAUGCUCAGCGGGUCACCAUCAGUGUGUCGGUCAUGUUGAUUUUCAGCGAGUCGAUCUCAGCCAUUCUUCCAUAUUGUUCCUAUUGUGUGUGGUUGGAAUCGAGCAUCAGUGUCAACACACGCAUCCUCUAUGAGAAUGGUAGUUUGUAGUUCUAGACGGUGCAACUUCUGUAUGCAUAUUUGGUUUGUGGAAAGACUUUCUCAUAUGGUAUGAUUUAUAUUUUCUUUUUGUUUUGUUUUUUGAACAGAAAGCAUGAGGCCAUAAUUUUCUGUGUUGUGAAAUCCGUAUGCCUUGGCCAUAUCCAACUGGCAACAAUCAUUUGGAUGCAACUCAUUUGGCUUGUUGUUUUCUUUAGCUCCUAUCUUUGGCAUGGAGGGUGUAGGGGAAUGCUGUAGAGUUAUGCCCAAGUGUUCCCCUAUGCAGGAAAACAGAGCCUCAGCAAGUGUAGAAUGAACUUAUAGCACACCCUAGUGGACACACUGAUCACAGUCCUGUCCACCUUGUCUUAAAAGUGCACUAAGCAGCUUUUUCUAUUGUAAUAAAGUUUCACGCAUAAAGAAAUUGAUCAAAUUGUCAAAUGUUUAACAUGACGUUUACUCA